UCAGGGCGGAGCUCCGUAUCCAACCCACGGCGGCCGCCAAGUUCUCUGGAUGGGACCAGAAGUUUCUAGCCGGCCAGUUGCUGCCUUCCCUUUAUCUCCUCCUUCCCCUUUGGCAGCGAGGAGGCUAUUUCCAGACACUUCCACCCCUCUUCGGCCACGUCACCCAGUCCUUUAAUUCAUAAAGGUGCCCGGCGCCGGUUUCCCGGACACAUCGACUACGCAGAGGUGCCCGCACUCCACGACCUCGUGACCCGCGCCCUAGCUCCGCGCCCCGGGCGGACCCCAACCCAGCAUGAGCGCCGCCACCCAGUCACCCGUGAUGCAGAUGGCGUCCGGCAAUGGAGCCAGUGACCGAGACCCCCUGCCCCCGGGCUGGGAGAUCAAAAUCGACCCGCAGACCGGCUGGCCCUUCUUCGUGGACCACAACAGCCGCACCACGACGUGGAACGACCCGCGUGUGCCGCCUGCGGGCCCCAAGGAAACUGCAUCCUCUGCCAAUGGCCCUGCCCGUGAAGGCCCCAGGCUGCUGCCCGCUAGGGAAGGCCACCCCAUAUACCCCCAGCUCCGACCAGGCUACAUUCCCAUCCCUGUACUCCACGAAGGCUCCGAAAACCGACAGCCACACCUUUUCCACGCCUACUCCCAGCCUGGGGUGCAGCGGUUUCGAACCGAGGCCGCGACGACUGCUCCGCAGAGGUCUCAGUCUCCUCUGCGUGGCGGCAUGACAGAAGCCACCCAGCCAGAUAAACAGUGUGGACAGGUGCCGGCAGCCGGAGCAGCUCAGCCCCCAGCUGCCCAUGGACCUGAGCGGUCUCAGUCUCCAGCUGCCUCUGACUGCUCAUCCUCAUCCUCCUCGGCUAGCCUGCCCUCCUCUGGCAGGAGUGGUCUGGGUAGCCACCAGCUUCCCCGGGGCUACAUACCCAUCCCCGUGAUCCAUGAGCAAACCAUCACCCGCCCGGCAGCCCAGCCCUCCUUCCACCAAGCCCAGAAGACCCACUACCCAGCUCAACAGGGUGAAUACCAGACCCACCAGCCUGUUUACCACAAGAUCCAGGGGGAUGACUGGGAGCCCCGGCCACUUCGGGCAGCGUCUCCAUUCAGGUCACCAGUCAGAGGAGCAUCCAGCCGGGAAGGCUCUCCAGCCAGAAGCGGCACACCAGUUCACUCCCCGUCACCCAUCCGUGUGCACACCGUGGUUGACAGACCUCAGCAGCCCAUGACCCAUCGAGAGCCUCCACCUGUCACCCAACCUGAAAACAAACCAGAAAGUAAGGCAGGCCCAGCUGGACCGGAUCUCCCUGCUGGACACAUCCCUAUUCAAGUCAUCCGCAAAGAGGCCGACGCAAAGCCCGUUUCCCAGAAGCCACCUCCUCCUGCUGAGAAAGUAGAAGUGAAGGUCACCUCUGCCCCAAUUCCUUGUUCUUCCCCGAGCCCUGCCCCUUCACCUGUCCCUUCUUCCCCCAAGAAUGUAGCUGCGGCUUCGGAACAGAAGGCUGCCCCGAGCCCUGCCCCUGCAGACGCUGCACCCCCCAAGUCAGGGGAAGCCGAAGCCCCACCGAAACAUCCAGGUGUGCUGAAAGUGGAAGCCAUCCUGGAGAAGGUGAAAGGGCUGGAGCAGGCUGUGGACAACUUUGAAGGCAAGAAGACUGAUAAAAAGUACCUGAUGAUCGAAGAGUAUUUGACCAAAGAGCUACUGGCCCUGGAUUCCGUAGACCCGGAGGGACGAGCUGAUGUGCGUCAGGCCAGGAGAGACGGCGUCAGGAAGGUUCAGACCAUCUUGGAAAAACUCGAGCAGAAAGCAAUUGACGUCCCGGGUCAAGUGCAAGUCUAUGAACUGCAGCCCAGCAACCUAGAGUCGGAGCAGCCGCUGCAGGAAAUCAUGAGCAUGGGAGCUGUGGCAGCAGACAAGGGUGAGAAAGAUCCCGAGAACAAAGACCCACAAACUGAAAGCCAACAGCUAGAAGCCAAAGCAGCCGCACCCCCAAAUCCCAGCAGCACGGCAGACCCAGCUGGCAACACGGUGGCUCCAUAGGGCCCUCCACUCGGAGCCUUGGGACUGACAGUGUGCCGUAGAGACGUUUUAAAUUGCAUGCACUGUGGGACUUGCAGUCAGUU
Molecule: messenger RNA, 2115 nt
Organism: Acomys russatus (golden spiny mouse)
Lineage: Eukaryota; Metazoa; Chordata; Mammalia; Rodentia; Muridae
Gene: Bag3
Product: BAG cochaperone 3
Exons: 4
Coding region: 293-2032 (579 amino acids)
Biological process (GO): negative regulation of striated muscle cell apoptotic process; muscle cell cellular homeostasis; protein stabilization
Cellular component (GO): cytosol; membrane; nucleus
Molecular function (GO): adenyl-nucleotide exchange factor activity; protein-folding chaperone binding
Source: RefSeq, a predicted model, not a curated record